Molecule: messenger RNA, 2108 nt
Organism: Amphibalanus amphitrite
Lineage: Eukaryota; Metazoa; Arthropoda; Thecostraca; Balanomorpha; Balanidae
Product: caveolin-3-like
Exons: 4
Coding region: 493-987 (164 amino acids)
Biological process (GO): caveola assembly
Cellular component (GO): caveola
Molecular function (GO): molecular adaptor activity
Source: RefSeq, a predicted model, not a curated record
CUCCCGACACCAGCACCAGUGACGCAGCGGGGGCGAACUCGGCGCAGGCGGUUGCUGAAUCAGAGCAAGCGCUGGAAGAAAGCUGGGCAAGCGGUGAACAGAGUUUGUCAAGGCAUCGAAGUCUUUGAAACACUGGACGGAAUCAGAAAUCUGGACGUCAAUUGUUCGCCCACUGAAAGACGGUGACGCCCGCUGUGCACCCGUUGACGCACGUUAUAACGCACGGUGCGUGCUCGUCAAUUGGAAACAAGAAGGGUCGAGAGUUUAUCCUGAUCGUGUUGUGUGUUCAGACGCAGUGGGUUGAUGCCACCAAGCAGUGGUGUGAAUUCAGCAAAUCGAGCGCUGUUUGUAAACACCCAACCACGAGUGAACGUUUGGAGAAGAGCUGUUUUCGGACUGCUCAGAGGGAUAUCUGAUUCUGGUCAUCAUUGCUUUUCGCUCAUCCUCCUCUUAGUCUAAUUGAGGAGACUUGCAGCGGCAGAAAGGAGGGACAUGUCAUCUGAUACUCGUGUCUUUGACCUGACCAAUCGCCACAUGGGAAUGAUGGACAACACUCCUGGAUUCUCGAUGGAGGAGCGGGACCCCAACAACAUCAACCUGCAUCUCCAGGUGAUGUGGGAUGACGUCAUCGCCGAGCCAGAGGGUAUCGCCAGCAGAGACUGCACGUGGCGCACAUCCUACAAGUGUUUCCGCGGCGCCAAGCACUGCUGCUACCGGUUCUUGGCGUGCCUGCUCGGACCGUGUCUGGCCUGCUGUCUCGGCUGCCAGUUCGCCUGCCUGGCGUUCCAGCACAUCUGGUGCAACACGCCGUGCCUGCGCCAGUGCAAGAUCAACUGCAACUUCAUCCGGGCUCUGAACCGCGUCUGCGCCGGCGCCAUCCUGGCCCCCUGCUUCGACGUGUGCGGCACGAUGUUCCAGAGGAUCCGCGUACGUCACGGACCCAUGUCCGAAGAAGACACCAAGGAACAGGACCUAUUUACGGUCUAGUUCAGACGUGAACUGACGGAAAAACAGAGCAUUCGACAGAGUUUGGUUAAUUCCUGUGGUCUCUUUUGCUCUUGGAUCACCACUCUGUUGCUUCUCUGCCGUAUUUAGGAACAACAAAAGAGGCUCGCCUUGUGGCGUAGUAUAUAAGUCAUCCGAUGUGAGUUUAUCUUCGGGUGCUUAAACUAGAAAAGCUAAAAAAAAUUUAGGUGUCCGUUUUCCGUUGUGGUUGGGGAGCCAUUGAAAAGAGGUAAGAUGGGGUGUCAUUUUGUGUUCAAUGCAGCGUUCAUAAAUAGGACAUGAACAGUAAGGUCUGGGCAUAGUGCAAUGAAUAACGCGGUUAAAUAGUUAUUUACCACACUAUGGUAUGGGCAUGAAACAGACUUUGAAUGUAACAUCACUAGAUGGAUAUAAACAAUGCCCGUGAUUGCUGAUUAUGUGUGUAGUGUGCGUUCUCUUCUCAUUAUCAAUGCAAUACUUUAUUCUUGUAUUGCCUGCAUGUAAGAACGAAUUUAGCCAGGACAGGUCUUGGCGUUUAAAAUCACUGCGAUACAGUUUUUGCAUUGUAUAUCCCAGUUUCAUGGGUAACUAAAAAGCGUUCACUGUUUGUAAUUGGCAACAAUUUGAUCUAGUUGCUAGCUGUUCUUACCGGUAGCACGGAUUCGCCUUCAGCUCUACUUAUCGUGUUGUGGAUUUGCCUUGGCUAGCUUGGCAGCAAUAAUAACACAUAUCAUUCCAUGGCUUGUGCAGCAUGCUAUGCAGCUUGCUUGCUUAGAUGCUAUACGUAAUUAAAUGUGUUUGAUGCACCCUGCAUUUAGUGCUGUGGUUACAUGUAUACAUGUUUUCCCUGUGAUAAUACUGUCUAGUCCCUGCGCUCAGCGCUGUUAUUAAUUUCAACAUUAUACAAUAAAGAUCAUCAUUCGAUGAUGUUCAUUAUCAGUAUUUUAACUCAAUACUCAAUAGCGUAAUUUGUUUGGAUAACGUACCAUAAACAUAUCCUGCUAGUGUUGUUAUGCAUAUAGUACGCUGUGUACGUCAAUAAAUAUAUGAAAAUGCGUCACUGUUAUGUUCACAGAGUUUGUCUGCCUAACCGGAACUUGAUUAAAUCCCUACCAAAUGACUAA